Messenger RNA from Xenia sp. Carnegie-2017, 842 nucleotides. RefSeq lists its product as uncharacterized. The transcript is spliced from 3 exons. The coding region runs from base 114 to 680 and encodes 188 amino acids. The record is from RefSeq and is a predicted model, not a curated record. Lineage: Eukaryota; Metazoa; Cnidaria; Anthozoa; Malacalcyonacea; Xeniidae.
ACUAGCUAUAGUAGUAUUUUUAUCCCAUAAAAUACGUACAUAAGUUUAGCAAAGCUUAUAGGUAACUGCUCUAUAUUUUAUUACUACAGAUCAAGGCUGAAUUUGCAAAAGUUAUGGGGAAUAAAGACGUAGCUACACAGGUGAAGGAAAACUUCAACAAAGUCUGGCGUCACAGGCUGUUGGCAUAUGCUGAGAAAAACGGUAAUUAUUCAGAAGACUUGAAGAAAAUGCACAAUGCUAUUGAUAGUGGUAUCCUUGAAGAAGGCGAAUGUGCUGGUAGAGCAGCUAUCAAAAUCGCUCAAACUGUCUUCAAGCAGCCAAACAGCAGGAGGACGCCUCGUGUUAAAGAAGCUGUUAUCAAAGUUGUUAAGAAUGGCGCUUUCCUUGAUGAAGAAAUAAGAACACAAAUUCAACCUUGUAUUUUGGUUGUGGAUGACAUUUAUCAAAGUGACUUAAUAUAUGUAGUGGCAGAAGGAAUAGUUUUGUGCCAUGUAACGACCAAAAAGAUUGGCGAUGCUCUGGUUGCUUUGUUGGCCACGUACUAUAUAUACAAUAUACAAUACAUUGAUGGCAAGAAUGUCUAUAGCUUUCUUGACAUGGCAUUAUUGGGAAUUAUCCCAGAGAAGUGUCCAUCUUCGGUGAAAAGUUUAGUUGGAGUAUUAUCAAAUGUGUUGAACUAAUCAUGAAUGCACAUGCAUGGCUAUAUAGAUUAUGUUUUAUUUCAAUUCUUUUUUGUGAAGUUUAAGUUGAGUGAGAUAAAAAUAUGUGCAUGUAAACUAUUUUAAUGAAGGUGUUAAGCACUUGUGUGCUUACGUAUAUUAUACGAGUCUUGUUUAUUGUAA